UCUUCUUUCUUGCUUGCUUGUGAAUUUUUUAAUCUCUAUGAAUACCAGCAUUUUUAUUCUGCUUUCUUAUUUAUUUAUUUAUUUGUUUAUUUAUUUAUGUUCUUCCUUUCGUUUUUUUUUUUCUAGUUAUUUUUCUAGUUAGGAAUACCAGUAUAUUUUCCUGCUGUCCUACUUUUUUUUUAAAUCCCCUUCUUUCUUUAAUUCUUCCUUCCUUCCUUUCUCUUGUUAGUUAUUUAAUCUCUCAGAAUACUAUUAUUUUUUGUUCUGCUUUCCUACUUUUAAAAAAGCUCCUUCUUACUUUCUUGCGUGUAUUUCCCUACUUUUAUGUUGUUAUAUCUGUUCUCUUUGUCUCUCUCUCUCUCUCUCUCUCUCUUACUCUCAAGCUCUCACUCUCUCUCUGUCUCUCUCUCUCAAAAUCUCUCUCUGUCUCUCUCGCUCUCAAUCUCUCUCUGUUACUUUCUCAAAUCUCUCUCUCUCUCUCUCUCGCUGAAUGGAAGGAUUUUUAUUUUGCUUUCCUACUGUUAAAUAUUUGGCUUGUUUUUUCUUCCACUGCGCUCUCAUUACACUCCCAGGCCAGCAGAUGGCGGUAUAAACCUGAUUAUGUCACUCAGUCCUCCUUGUAAAAGCGGAAGAAGAAGAGAAGUUACGAAACCUGAAAGUAAACAGUGACGCGUUAGAGAAUAUUAAUGUUAACGUAACUCAGUUUACACUAAAUAACAGGGAGAAUUAAUAUUCAGUGCUGUUUGUGUGCAGAUAUACAGCGUGUUAACAGCAAACUAAUUACAUUUUAAUCGAAAUUCGGAGGAAAAUCAGUCAGGUUUGGUGUACAAACUGAAAAAAUACGCAUUUUUAUCGUCGGUUUUGAAAAAAAUUGUAUUUAUUAAUUUAUUUUUAGCGGGUUUUUUUUUUGUUUAAAUCAAGCUCAAUCAUGGAGUAUAACAUCGGGCGGAUUUUAGUUCUUCUUGUCUCUCUGGUGGUUUACAUCGUUGCUUUGGCCAUCAACGCCUUGGCUGGAUCGGGAAGAGGACCGUUUUUGCACAGGACAGGAAACGUGUCCGCUCUGUAUGACACAGAAAUCACCCCCGCGGGUUGGACUUUCUCCAUAUGGGGAAUCAUCUACACAUGGCUUCUGCUGAUGAACGUGUAUCUCUUGAGCUGGGUCUGCAGACGGACUGCCACCGGAUGGAUGUAUUGCAGUCCUGCUUUUCUUCCUUACGGCUUUUAUCUCUCCUGGACGAUUAACAUGCUCCUGAACAUCACCUGGCUGCUGCUAUGGGACCGAGAGUUGAUGAUUUCAGCACUAGUAUGUUUAGCUCUGAUUGCGUUCACCAGUUACCUCCUGAUCUUCUUCUCCUGUGUCGGUCUGCGAGCUCACGGAGCCUGGCUCAAACAGAACCAUCCCACCGAUCUCCUCUGCAUCUAUGUCCUGGUUCAGAACGGUAUUGCCACUUACGCAACAUGGACGAACGUAGCUACGCUCCUCAACUUGACCGUGGUGUUGGAUAUGACAUCCAUGUCCCCGACGAAUGCGGCCACUGUUUCUCUGUGCAUUCUGCUUUUAGAAGUGGUCGUAUGGUUUGCUGUUGAGAACUUUGUGAUCGAGAAGCACGUGCGCUACAUUCUGACCGUCUACCCCGUCGUCAUCUUCGCGCUCAGUGGAAGCCUGAGCAAACACUACGAUGCAGCAGCCCCAGGCAGAAACGCCGUGUUUUCAGCUGUUCUCUUGGCGCUGGCCUGCGUUUUCUUCACGAUCAGACUUUUUCUGGUGAUUUGGAGGCACCGUACUCGUCCUCUCUUCCAAGAUGGGAAUGCCGAAGGCCUAAUGAAUCCUGACCCCACCCCAGAAGAGUAGCAGCGUGGCUUUAAAUUCAGCGGAUGAAACGCCAAAGCCUUUCAAUUCAUUCCGUUCCAAUGUAAAGAAGCGCAGCCUUUAACACUAAUACUUAAUACGCUACGAUGUAUUCGUCAUGCGCGGUAUCCGUAUAAACCUGCAACGCCUUUGAUACGUGGCCAAAACGUACAUUCAUACAGUGCCAUGAGAAAAAAGUUUGCUUAGACUGAUUUGGGGCAUUUUUUGUCAUUUGGUUAGUCGUUGCGAUGAGUAGAAGAGUAACGAAGAGGCCGUGUUUAUAGAGUCGGAUAAUUAAAUGUGAAAUCCAGUAAGCUAAACUAGCGAGUCUAUUCGUGCGAUUAGUAUCAUCACGUGGAUCCACAUCCAUUUUUAUUCACUUGGCAGGACACGCGCGUGUCCAAUCCAAAACUCUAAAUACAGAGCAUGAGGUCUUUGAUUAAGGGUCCGACAAUGGCUCUCUGGCAGUGAGAGGAUUCUCAGUAACCGUAGAAACACGUACAUCGUUCUCUGAGGCCGAACUUUCGCUACUUUUUCUACACUGUUACAUGGGAUCAUGACUGCACUGAUACCAGCUCACCAUAUUAACUCUAAUCUCCUGAUUAUAUCUGAUUAUAAAUCUAAUCUCUUCAGUAUUAAACUGUGUAUUUGUUUACAGCGACUUAAAUAAGGAAUAAAACAUUUCUCGUACGGGGAGAAAUUUCAAGUUACGGCUUUACAGUUAUAAAGCGCCGACGCUGGAGACUCAUUCCAUAAACGUUAAGUAAAUGUCUCCUUAUAGAAAUCUUCACGUUAUCAACAGUUACACGUUUUUUAAAAUUGAUUUAUCGUUUAUUACGGUAGAAAUGAAAACGUAUUAGAACGUGUUAGAAAAUCAUUCAAAUUAAUCAGCGCUAUCUGAGCGAUCAGAUCUGAGAGUUAUCUGAAAGAGUACUUUGAGAUGAACUUUUGAGGGUUAUUGUUUGUUUUUUUUUGUAAUAACAAUACUCACAUUAAUAACGUGUGUUUGGAUGCUUUCAUUUAUAUUUGUGAUCUUGCUUGAAUAAUAUUACUUUAUAAACGUUGAAUAAAAAAUGAAUACAAACUCUCCGAUGUAUUAUUUUACUCUUAUAUAGAGUAUAUAUCAGAUAUAUCAGAAUUUUUGGCACUUUCAGUCUUCAUAUCUAUCUGUAGGUGUGUGUUUAUCCACUUUCAUGGACUUCAUUUAGAAAAUGGUGGUUUUCCAUUUGCAUCGCAGGUGGAAAACUAAUCUAGCUUGCGACGCUUGCUUCACUUUUCCCGGUUGGUAGGCGUUAGCUUUGAUGGAAUUGGGUUGAAAUUGUAAAACUUAAGGUAUUCAAACAAAAAAUAUAUAUAUAUAUCACUGAGCUAGCUUCUAAUAGCAAUUUUCUUUGGUCAGAGAUGACCUUGAAUAAUUUCCUGGAUACCUGUAAUCAGAAAAUCGAUGCUAACACGAUAUCUCCAUGUUUUCACUGAUCACCGCUCUUAUUCUUGAGCGUUUCCUCAAGCUUCUGGAAUGUGUGUGCGCCCACACUGGACACGAAGCUGCCUCUGCUCUGUGUGUUUAGCCGUUUUUCUCUUUUGUUAACCGAAAACAGGUCUAAUCUCCUGCCGACUGAUGUGUUUGCUGAAGUAUCUGAAGGGUGUUUUUUUUUUUUUUAAUGCUGACAUGAUUUAUUAUAACUGAUCACGCUAACGGUCUGUACUCCUCAAAGAUAAGGGGCUUGUCACUGCUUCCACAGACGAGAGGAAAACGAAGUGUUUCCCGAUUUCCCAGAUGACGGAAAAUUGUGAAAAACAGAAAGCGGAUGACUAACGUUAGCCUGCGUGAUGGAUAUUUUUUUUGAUUGCAGGUCAAUUCUAGAUCCCUCAUUAAAGUUUCAUUUUCCAGAUGUGAUAAGAAAAACAGAAAGCACUCAGGAACACAUAUGGCUUCAUUUAUAUCAUGCAUUAAUAUCUGAUCUCUGGCUGGAUAUUAGCCUAAUAUUUGGAUAAGGAACAAUCUGAUCUCAACUCGUGCGUUUAUGGUUGAGUGGAAAAGUUUGCACGCACUUAGGAUGAACUUAGGAAUACAAUAAUAAAAUGUGUAGCGUUUCACAAUUCUUACUUAUACAACGCAACGAAAGUUAAAAAGCAAACAUAAGUUAACGCAGUGUAAUCAAGCCCUAACAAACAGAACGCUCCUGACCCUUAAGGACAAGCGUCGGCACGGAAAAAGCCUGAUAUUUCUGGUGUUAUUGCACGAUUUUUUAUUAAACCUCAGGACUUGAUGAGAUUCUCUGUAUAAGUUAAUGUACGUAAUUGGAUUUAAUUGUAAUCUUAAUGGGUCGAUUCAAGACACAAGAGCAGAGCUAAGUUGUUUAAGUUGAAAAUAAUGCAUUGGCCCAUUAAGACGAUCAGUUCAUGAUGUCUCUUUUCAUGUCUCAAGGUUUAACAAAAUGUCCUGCAUUAACACUUGAGAUAUCUGGCUUUUCCAUGCCGAUACUGCCCCUAGUGGUCGGGCGCAUUUCC
This is a messenger RNA of Ictalurus furcatus (blue catfish), 4360 nucleotides long. RefSeq lists its product as uncharacterized. The transcript is spliced from 7 exons. The record is from RefSeq and is a predicted model, not a curated record. The coding region runs from base 929 to 1852 and encodes 307 amino acids. Lineage: Eukaryota; Metazoa; Chordata; Actinopteri; Siluriformes; Ictaluridae.